Molecule: messenger RNA, 833 nt
Organism: Solea solea (common sole)
Lineage: Eukaryota; Metazoa; Chordata; Actinopteri; Pleuronectiformes; Soleidae
Gene: lbh
Product: LBH regulator of WNT signaling pathway
Exons: 3
Coding region: 226-606 (126 amino acids)
Biological process (GO): positive regulation of DNA-templated transcription
Cellular component (GO): nucleus
Source: RefSeq, a predicted model, not a curated record
UGCACGUCAGACGCACCAAUUUAAAGAGCGCCACAUUGUUUCCCCCCCGAGUGUCACACUACUUUGUGUUGGGUUGUUUUUUUUUGUGUGUAACCGCACCUUUCGCUCCGUGUCCCCCCGCUGCUGCCCCUUGGAGAGACAAAGCAGUGUGUGAGGAGGAGGAAAAGUAGCUGAAGUGAGAGAAGAGAGAAGUCCGUGGCUACAAUUGGCAGCAGGUGUGAAUUCAUGUCUGUAUUUCCUCCACAGAUUUACUGCCCAGUGUUUGUGCCCAGCCAAGAUAUGACUGAGGUGAUGAUCAACAGCACCCCCAUGGAGGACAUGAGGCUCAGUCCCAGCAAGGACAGACUCUCCUUCCAGAUAUUCCCUGAUCCCUCGGACUUCGACCGCUGCUGUAAGCUCAAAGAUCGUCUGCCGUCCAUCGUGGUGGAGCCCACAGAGGGCGAAGUUGAGAGCGGAGAGCUUCGUUGGCCUCCGGAGGAGUUCCUGGUCAGUGAGGAGGAAGAGGAGGAGGAGGAGGAAGAAGAACAAGAGGAGGAGGAUGAUGAGGAUGAGCACAUUAACGGCUGCAUCCAAAAUGGACAUCCCGUGCAGAAUUCUCAGCACUAGAGCGUGAAAACCAUGCUCGCUUGCUCCGUUUCCUUCUGAUCGACUCUCUCUUUCACACACUGGCUACACUUCACCUGAGCUCUCGGCAGAUAAAACUGGCACUCUCACUGUCUCGUGAUGCCAUCUCGCCGCCCUCAACACCAAAGCAUCACUCCCACAAAGAGAAGCAAUACACACACACACACACACACGUGCAAUUAAAUUCUCCUGGUCUAAAAAAAAAAACA